Molecule: messenger RNA, 3460 nt
Organism: Toxotes jaculatrix (banded archerfish)
Lineage: Eukaryota; Metazoa; Chordata; Actinopteri; Toxotidae
Gene: ndel1b
Product: nudE neurodevelopment protein 1-like 1b
Exons: 9
Coding region: 149-1171 (340 amino acids)
Biological process (GO): establishment of mitotic spindle orientation; vesicle transport along microtubule; chromosome segregation
Cellular component (GO): kinesin complex; centrosome; kinetochore
Molecular function (GO): microtubule binding
Source: RefSeq, a predicted model, not a curated record
AACACAGUUCAUUCACUUCAGUAUCAGCCGAGGCCAGGACAGGGGGGUGAAGGAGUGAGUCUGUGUUGGUUAUAACACCGGCUGAAAGGCGACCUGCUGAAACUGAAGACAGCUGGACACCGAUUUGACAUGAGCAGGGUGCCCUGACAUGGACACAGAGAUGAUUCCCAAAUUUUCGUCAAAGGAUGAGGAAGUUGAUUACUGGAAGUCACAAGCCCUCAAAUAUAAGAAAAGUUGCCAUGAUGCACAGGAGGAGCUGCAGGAGUUCCAGGAGGGGAGCCGUGAGCUGGAGGCUGAGUUGGAGGCGCAGCUCGGUCAGGCCGAACACCGCCUUCGAGAUCUACAGACUGAAAACGAGAGACUGAAGAACGAGGUGGCGAACCUCAAGGAGAAGCUGGAGCAGCAGUAUGCCCAGAGUUAUAAACAGAUCUCUGUGCUAGAGGAUGAUCUGGGCCAGACACGCAGCAUCAAGGAGCAGCUCCACAAAUACGUCCGUGAGCUUGAGCAGGCUAACGAUGACCUGGAGAGAGCCAAAAGGGCUACAAUAGUCUCACUUGAGGACUUUGAGGGACGUUUAAACCAGGCCAUUGAGAGAAAUGCAUUUCUGGAGAGUGAGCUGGAUGAGAAGGAGUCUCUUCUAGUGUCUGUGCAGCGGCUGAAAGAUGAAGCACGAGACCUGAGACAGGAGCUGGCAGUUCGGGAGCGGACUACAGAUAGGAUGUCAGCACCCAGCUCACCCACCUUAGACAUCGACAAGAUAGAUUCUGCAGUACAGGCCUCUCUAUCCCUCCCAGCCACACCUGUAGGAAAGAGCAUAGAGCACUCCUUCAUCAGCCAGAAAGCUUUGACCAAUGGCUGUGGCAGCUCAUCACUCACUCCUUCUGCUAGAAUCUCAGCUCUUAACAUUGUUGGUGAUCUCCUCAGGAAAGUUGGGGCUUUGGAGUCCAAACUCGCUGCCUGUAGGAACUUUGCCAAAGACCAAGCAGCAAGAAAAAAUUUCUCCACUGAGAACGGCACACUCAUCAAAAGCAAUGCCACCAAAUUCUCUCACACUCUACAUACCUCUUACUUCGACAAAACGACUGUCAAUGGAUUGGACCCUAGCUCCUUGACCUCCAUGACAACAUCCAGAGCUGUCUCCCCACCGGGCAUGCUGCCUCUGAGUGUGUGAGGGCACACAGACCUCUACUGAAACUGAACAGAGAGGACACUUGAAAGACCAUGACAUUGUGUGUGCACAUGCGUGUGUAUGUGUGUGUGUGAGAGAGAGAGAGAGAGAGUUUGAAAGGAAGAGUGAUGUGUGUGUUUGCCUGUUUGGGAUUGUGCAUUUUUGAACUUGAUGUGUGGAAGAGAGGCUUGACCAUACGAUUAACUUCCUGCCUCCAGUUUGCAGCUCCAAAUGCAUCUGUGAGUAGGUGCACAGUUAUAUGUUCCUACCACAUACUUGCAUGUGCCUAAAGCUGUACUGUUCUCUGCUUGUAUGAAUGUCAUUGCAAUUCGUUGCUCUCUAGAUGUCAAAUCUGAAGUGGUUAUAUUCUUAGUUCCACUGAAAACUGCUAUCCCUGACAAAAGGUCCUUAACAGACUAUAGCUUCAUCUUAACCUUCUUUGUUUUCCUGUAUUGCCACUUAAAUUGCACAGUUAAGCUAACUUCAAUUUAGAAUGUAUUAUAUUUAAAAGGGAUAUGUUCAUAUUAACUAAUUUAUCUCAGAAUGCUUUAAAAUGCAAUAUUUCCUAUUUGCAAUUUUCGUGCAUGUGUGCAUAUGUAAUGUGGGGUCGGAGAGGUAUGGUUGGUCCCCAUAUUCAUGACUGAAGUGAAUGUUGAUCGUUCAAAGCCAUGUAGCUAUUGUGCAGUCUUUUCUUUUGUUACUGGCUGCUUGUUGUACUUAAUUUGAAAGUAGUCUCCAUGUUAAAGGUUGGAAGUACCAGCUGGUUCUGUCCUCUGGCUUAAACCGGCUUUCAAACAAACUGCUCCUGGUAGGUUUUGCUGCAGUCGAGUAACCUCCAUGGACGUCCUUUGGCAUUUUGAGGGAAACGGUUUUGCCUUUUUUUCUUUUUUUUUAUGUUUAAGUGUAGAUUUUUUUUUCAAGUAUUGUGACAGGCUCAUUUACCUCAUUCUGAUGUCAUGGCAGUUUUCUACGGUGGAUUUGUGAUUUGAGUAGGUGGAUUUAAUUUUAUAAAGCUCCACCUCACACAAAAGUAAACUCAAAGCAAAACAGAACUGACUCAAGAAUCCUUUUCCAGACUGUCUGUCAGCUUCGGUUGGUGCUUUGUGAAUUCAUGGUAAAGUGAGGCCUUUGUGUCCUGCAGCACAUUUACUGACUAUCUGUUUUUUAGCAGGUUGGAUAUCGGCAUUGCAUUCCUCUAACAUACCAAAUUUUCAUCUAAAUCCAUUUUCGCUGCAUAUUUCUAUAGAUCUUUGUGUCACCAUCUUGGCAUCUCGGAGCGUAUUUGAAGCCUUUGGUAUUCAUAGUUAUUUAAAGAUAUGAGAUGUCACUUUGGGCACUCUGUGAGCCUGUUACUAAAGUGUGUUCUACCCUCAGUGUAUAUAGCUUGUAAGGAUGGUAAUUUUGCCUACCACAUUUGUACAUACUGACAUUUGGCAUUAAGGUCCUAUUUAUUUCAGAUUCUGUAUGGCAUGUGUUGAGAUAAUGAGUUUUGCUGUCAUACAGUGGUUUAAAGCCAUUGUAUUACAAUAUCAAAUUGUCAAAAUUGUUUAAGGAAAUAAAGACUGAGAUGAUAAAUACACUUGUACUUAUGUCAUACACUGAAAGGAACGAGGUCAGUAGUGAUCUAUUAAGAUCAAAGAUGCAGGCCAUCUGUUAAAUGUUAUCAGUUUUAAUUUUUAUAUAAACACUGAAACAGCAAAAUAUUAGAAAAAAAAUCAAUAUUCAAGCAGUCAAUCUGUUAUAAAUCCCAGCUUAGCUCUUGAUACCAAAUGCAUUACUCUCCCCUGCCAGACUUCUUUCUUUCCCUGCAGGUGCACUAGAUAUCCAUCAGUGCACAAAUUAAAGGCCCAGUUUCUUCUCCAUAUCCUGCCUUAAUAUGUUCUUCUUGAUCUACAAAAAAAAAAACAAAGUAGCAGCCAUCUCAGUUUUCUGAUUAAUCAUAAUUCAUCCCACACAUUUUCAUAGUUUAGAAAUGUUGGUAUUAGAGCAGAAGUUACCUUUCCGGAAACAGUCAGGGGGUAGCUGUGUACGAAGAUCACAUAGUGGGGGAUUUUGAACUGAGAAAUCUAGAAAAAAACAAAAAAACUAUCAGUCUACAUAUUAUACAGUUGGAGUCUGAGGCUGGGUAUGUUGAGCUUUCAGCUGAUUUAUUUAUCACCCCCUCUCACCUGGCCUUUGCAGAAUGCUCUUAUCUCCUCUGUGCUGGAGGUCUGGCCCUCCUUCAGCCUGAUGCAGGCACACACCUGCUCGCCCAGCCUCUCAUCUUUCACUCCAACCACCUGGGAAACAGUG